Orbicella faveolata is the source of this 813-nucleotide messenger RNA. RefSeq lists its product as uncharacterized. Lineage: Eukaryota; Metazoa; Cnidaria; Anthozoa; Scleractinia; Merulinidae. Gene Ontology annotation, biological process: chromosome segregation; kinetochore assembly; mitotic cell cycle. The record is from RefSeq and is a predicted model, not a curated record. Gene Ontology annotation, cellular component: kinetochore. Gene Ontology annotation, molecular function: DNA binding; protein heterodimerization activity.
UUCUCAGAACAGAUAAUGUCUGUGGACAAAUAUCCAAGCAUGUUUUCUUGCCAAAUGGAGGCUAUUGCUUAUAUAACCCUUGUAACCACUGGCAAUACUUAACAGGAAGCCAUCUGGACCAAGAAUGCCAUCUGCUCUGGUGAAGAGUAUUUUCCAGCAUUUCUCCAAAGCAAAGCUGUCUAAAGAAGCUCUUCAAGUUGUUGAAAAUGGGUCAAACCUGUUUUUUAAACAAGUGUCUGGUGACUUAAUGGCCUACUGUCGGCACGCUCAUAGAACAACUAUUGAACUUGCUGAUGUGGAACUCCUCAUGAAAAGGCAAGGCUUCAUAACAGACAAUCAGUCACUGUACUCACUAGUUGAAAAGUAUCUUCCACUGGAAUACAGACAAGAAAUCAUACCAACAGUACAAGCUGGGAACAAGAUAGUUCUAAAAUAAAACUUAAUGUAGGCUUAAACUGUGGCCUUGCACCCGAAACAUGGAAGCACACAAUACAAAGAAUGAACUUGCGUACGUGGCAAUCCGGCAUAAAAUACCGUAUGUGAGAAAUCCAAAGAAACGUAUACCGUAGUUCAAGAGUUGACAAUAUUAUACUUGGAGAAAAGAAGAGCUGAAGCUCACCCUAGCUUUCUGGCAAUUCACAAACAGUAGAUAAUAUUCUAAUUCUCUUGGCAGGACUCAUUAUGGGACUAUUAAAAUGUGGAGGAAAGUUGUCAAAUUCAGUUGACAAUAUUUUUUUAACAUAUGCCUCCUCAUACCCUUCCUUUGCAUUUUACAUAAUUAUGUAGUUCCAGAUCUGCAUAGGCAUAUGAUCU